AUGCUUAGUAAAAAUGAUUUGUUCGGUAUUAAGGGGCGAAUGGAUGCCUAUUUACAGGACUUUCUAGCUAACAGAAACUUCCAAGUCCGUAUAGGUGGAUCCCUAUCCAGGACAUUCGCUGAACAAAACGGAGUCCCACAAGGUUCGGUACUCGCCGUUACCUUACUUCUGGUAGGAAUUAACUCCAUCUUCCAACACGUCCCGAAAGAGGUACGUAUCAAUGUGUACGCCGAUGACAUCAUCAUCCUAGUCACCGGCAAAUCCAGAAAAAGACUCCGUAACAAAAUCCAACAGGCGGCGAACGCUAUCAGUAAAUGGGCAGAUAGCAAUUCACCGGACAAAGACUUCCUAAACUGGCUCGCCUUCACCGAGUCUGGAAAAAAACCCUGGUACCAACAGGAUCUCCCCAGAAUCGACACUUCAUUGGCACUCUCCCUAGGAGCCAAACCACUACCAGCAGUUGCAAAACGAUGUUUCAACCAAAUCACAUCCGACAAGUUCAAAGGUUCAGCCUUAUUCUACACGGAUGGCUCACGGACAAACUCUGGCACCGGGCUCGGUGUCUGGGGGCCUAACACCUCCAUUCACCGCAGCCUAAACCCCAUCUGCUCGGUGUUCUCGGCGGAAGCAGCCGCCAUAUUCGAGUGUAUAAGAAUCAUCCCCCCGGGGUCUAAUGCCGUGAUCCUCUCGGACUCCUUAGCGGUAAUCACCGCUCUCGAGACGGGAGGAUCCAGGCACCCCUUUGUCCAGGCGAUUGAGACAUACUGUGGCAGUAAUGUCACGGUUUGCUGGAUCCCUGGACACAGCGGGAUCCCGGGCAAUGAAAAUGCGGAUACACUUGCGGCUAUAGGUAGGAAAAGUCGCCGGACGGCAUCUGAGGUCCCUUCAGCCGACAUAUUGACGGAUCUCAGGGCCAAACUCACCAACCACUUUGUACAACACUGGAGAGCGUCCGACGGCCUGCUGCCCAAGAUAAAGGGCGAUCUGAAAAAAUGGACAGAUCGCCCUGACCGCCGGGAACAGCGAGUACUGUCUCGGCUACGGACGGGUCAUACUCGCAUCACCCACAUUCACUAUAUCACGAGGCAACCCCCACCAAUGUGCUCCUCCUGCAACAUCCAGCUUACAGUAGAGCACAUCUUAACGAACUGUCCGGAAUUCCAAAACCUCCGAGUACAGCAUAACAUGAGCACCUCCAUCAGAAACAUCCUCUCGAAUGAUUCCUUUUACUAUAUCAUCUAUAUCAUUUCACGAACAACGCCAAAACCAAAAAGCGGCCAUCCGCCGGGGCGGGCCCCGGGGAUGUUCCCCGGGGCCGACAGCCGGAGCAACGCAGAGAGUCACCACGAACCAAACUAUCUGGAUCUGCGGUUUUUAGAACACUAG
Messenger RNA from Malaya genurostris, 1386 nucleotides. RefSeq lists its product as uncharacterized. The transcript has 3 exons. Lineage: Eukaryota; Metazoa; Arthropoda; Insecta; Diptera; Culicidae. Gene Ontology annotation, molecular function: nucleic acid binding; RNA-DNA hybrid ribonuclease activity. Gene Ontology annotation, biological process: DNA replication, removal of RNA primer. The record is from RefSeq and is a predicted model, not a curated record. The coding region runs from base 1 to 1386 and encodes 461 amino acids.